Ilex paraguariensis (yerba mate) is the source of this 750-nucleotide messenger RNA. Lineage: Eukaryota; Viridiplantae; Streptophyta; Magnoliopsida; Aquifoliales; Aquifoliaceae. The record is from the annotation of a GenBank genome assembly.
AUGCAGGCCAAACCGCACCAUAUUACACCACCCAAAAUUCCGCCACCAGUAAGGCUACCACCACUACGCAGCAUUUCAUUGCCGGCCAAUGUUCCACAAGCAGUCUCGAUUAUUAUCCCGAGUUCUCAAGUUUCAAUCCCCGAAGUAGAUGAUUCGGUCGCCGCCUUCUGGGACUACCAAUUUCUGUUUGUGUCUCAAAGAUCAGAAACGAUUGAGCCAGUUACCCUUAGGGUCAUUGAUGGCGCAAUACCAGAGGACUUCCCGGCCGGAACAUAUUAUCUCACCGGACCGGGACUCUUCUCCGAUGACCAUGGCUCAACUGUGCACCCUCUUGAUGGUCAUGGCUAUCUUAGGGCAUUUACAAUUGAUGGUGCCAAAGGAAAGGUCAAGUUCAUGGCUAGGUACAUAAAGACUGAGGCUCAGGUGGAGGAACAUGAUCCGAUGACCGGCCGGUGGCUGUUCACCCACCGGGGACCGUUUUCUGUUCUAAAAGGUGGUAAAAAGGUGGGAAACACUAAGGUGAUGAAAAAUGUUGCAAACACUAGUGUAUUAAGGUGGAAUGAUAGGCUGUUUUGCUUGUGGGAAGGUGGAGACCCUUAUGAGAUUGAAUCUACAACUUUGGAAACCAUUGGGAGGUCUGAUAUAAUCGAAGAUGAUGAUCGGAAAUCGUCGCCGGAGGACGGAAGAGGUGUUGAAGCCAUUAUUGUAUGGUACGUGUAUCCUUCAACUUCAAACAUUAAGACUCAGUAA